AUGUUCUCGGCAACCGAGAGCGGCAUCGACAUGAUCGCCAUAAGUCAAGAAGUGCCCGAAAAUGAGACGAAGAACAACGAAGAGCCUGACGAAAAACCUACCCAAGACACGGCCGUUGUCAACGGGCCCAUUUACAUGGGAGAACCCGGCGAGGCUCUCCCGCUCCGCACCGACCCCGACUGGCACCCUACAGUUCAGCCAGUGAGACUGGUGUUUGUCUAUGGCAGCCCAUCACCAACAUGGGUUACCUUCAUUAGCCAGACCGACCUUGAGACAAUGUACCACACCACACCGAUCAUGGACAUCACCAUGGUUGCAGAAAUCCCGCCAUGGUUGUCGCACCGAUACUUGAUCACCAAGUAUGACGUUCGAGACAUCGAUUGCCGACCGCGGGAUGCCGAAGAAUACAGUCUAUGGCUAGGGCCGGACGCAUAUGAGUCAUAUAUCGUGGACCACGAGUUCUACUUACCGGAAUACACGUACGUGGACAACGCGAACGACAUCCGCAUCAACCAACGACGCCAUACGUUCGUCCACCCAACCGGAGGCCCAUACGAAGCGACCAUGGACAGUGACGACGAGCCCGAGGCCAACUUCGAAGUCGCUUCAUCCUACGAAGACAGAAACGACAGCGACGCCAACGACAUGGUAUAUUCGGUCGAAGCCAGCCACGCACGUACCAUCGAACACCGCAUUGUCGUCGACUCUGGCGCGUCCGCACACAUGACCGGCGCCAGUGAGCACUUGUUCGACACGAAACCAUGCAACCGCCAAGUCGUCGUGGCCAACGACAACGUCACCGUCGCUACUACCAUGGGGAAGCUCAACAUCAGCACACCCUCACACACAACACUCACCCUUACCGACGUGCUCUUGAUCAAGGGCAUGUCCACAACGCUCCUGUCCAUCCCGGCGUGCGGGCCAACUCCAAAGUCCGUGUGGAAUUCCAACAAGACGCGUGUACAAUUCUGCUCGGUUCCCAGUCCGUGGCGCGCGCUACAAUGA
Messenger RNA from Aphanomyces invadans, 1005 nucleotides. RefSeq lists its product as hypothetical. Bases 1 to 1005 code for a protein of 334 amino acids. The transcript has a single exon. The record is from RefSeq and is a predicted model, not a curated record. Lineage: Eukaryota; Oomycota; Saprolegniomycetes; Saprolegniales; Verrucalvaceae.